This is a messenger RNA of Nannospalax galili (Upper Galilee mountains blind mole rat), 1027 nucleotides long. RefSeq names its product mas-related G-protein coupled receptor member X1-like. The transcript has a single exon. The record is from RefSeq and is a predicted model, not a curated record. Bases 38 to 1027 code for a protein of 329 amino acids. NCBI's taxonomy places the organism in Eukaryota, Metazoa, Chordata, Mammalia, Rodentia, Spalacidae. Gene Ontology annotation, molecular function: G protein-coupled receptor activity. Gene Ontology annotation, biological process: G protein-coupled receptor signaling pathway. Gene Ontology annotation, cellular component: membrane.
UGUGUUCUCAGGGACACCACGAGAAGAUUUUGUGGACAUGAAUCUAACCAUCUCAUCUCAGAACACAGAAUCUACACCAACAAAUGGAACUGGCCAGCCUCUUAAUCAAAAUUGUGCUCCAAUCCUGUCCCUGCACUUCCUGAUUGUCAUCCUUGCCCUGGUUGGACUGGCAGGAAAUGCCAUUGUGCUCUGGCUUUUGGGCUUUCGCAUGCGCAGGAACGCCAUCUCAGUCUACAUCUUAAACUUGGCUCUGGCAGACUUUCUCUUCCUCUGCUGCCACAUUAUUGAUUCCCUGCUGCGGAUCAUUGACUCCUAUGGCUUAUAUGCCCAUAACUUAAGUAAAGAAAUCUUAAAUAAUGGAGCGAUCAUUCCCUACAUGUCAGGUCUGAGCAUUCUCAGUGCCAUUAGCACAGAGCGCUGCUUGUCUGUGUUGUGGCCAAUCUGGUAUCACUGCCACCGCCCAAGAAACAUGUCAGUUAUUGUAUGUGCUCUGAUCUGGGUCUUGUCCUUGUUGAUGACCAUCCACAGUUGGUACUAUACUAUAUUCAUAAAUGGGUUUCAGGAUGUUCAUAAAAAUUUGUGGAAAAAAGCAGAUUUUAUAAUAACUGCAUAUCUGAUCUUUUUAUUUGUGGUUCUCUCUGGGUCCAGCCUGGCCCUACUGGUGAGGAUCCUCUGUGGCUCUAGGCGGAUUCCGGUGACCAGGCUGUAUGCUACCAUCUGCCUAACAGUGAUAGUCUUCCUCAUCUGUGGCCUGCCCCUUGGCAUUUACUUUUUCCUAUUAUUCUGGCUUGGGGUCCAUUUACAUUACCCCUUUUGUCACACUUAUCGAGUUACUGUUGUCCUGUCCUGUGUCAACUGCUAUGCCAACCCCACCAUUUACUUCUUUGUUGGCUCCUUUAGAAAGCGAAGGCAGCAUCAGUCCCUCAAGAUGGUUCUCCAGAGGGCUCUGCAGGACACUCCUAAGGAAGAGGGGUAUACUACCAGCCAUCUUCAGGAAACCAUGGAGACAUCAGAAAGCAAAGAAUGA